Messenger RNA from Xyrauchen texanus (razorback sucker), 2305 nucleotides. It is a transcript of the gene lims1, whose product is annotated as LIM and senescent cell antigen-like domains 1. Lineage: Eukaryota; Metazoa; Chordata; Actinopteri; Cypriniformes; Catostomidae. The transcript is spliced from 10 exons. Bases 129 to 1139 code for a protein of 336 amino acids. Gene Ontology annotation, biological process: cell-cell junction organization; positive regulation of substrate adhesion-dependent cell spreading; positive regulation of integrin-mediated signaling pathway. The record is from RefSeq and is a predicted model, not a curated record. Gene Ontology annotation, cellular component: cytoplasm; focal adhesion; cell-cell junction.
CAGAGUGGACGUGUUGACGUCAUGAAAAUAUCUUUGUCUGCUAGAAAAGUGGAAAAGCAACAGAUCCGAGUGUUUUAUAUGCUCGAAUAAAACCUGACUGACUCUCAGGAUAAGUCGUGCUGAAGGUGAUGCUGGGUGUGUCGGAAAUGACGGGCAGCAACAUGGCCAAUGCCCUGGCAAACGCCUCGUGCGAGCGCUGCAAAAGCGGGUUUGCCCCGGCUGAGAAGAUCGUCAAUAGCAACGGCGAGCUGUAUCACGAGCAGUGCUUCGUCUGUGCCCAGUGUUUCCAGCAGUUUCCCGAAGGACUCUUUUACGAGUUUGAGGGGAGGAAAUACUGCGAGCAUGAUUUCCAGAUGUUGUUCGCCCCCUGCUGUCACGAGUGCGGAGAGUUUAUAAUUGGCCGUGUGAUUAAGGCCAUGAAUAACAGCUGGCACCCCGACUGUUUCUGCUGUAAUAUCUGUCAGGCGGUGCUCGCCGAUGUGGGGUUCGUCAAGAAUGCUGGCCGUCACCUGUGCCGUCCGUGUCAUAACCGUGAGAAGGCUCGCGGUCUCGGGAAGUAUGUCUGUCAGAAGUGUCACGCUAUCAUCGAGGAGCAGCCGCUCAUUUUCAAAAAUGACCCUUACCAUCCGGACCACUUCAACUGCAGUAACUGCGGGAAGGAGCUGACUGCUGAUGCACGAGAGCUGAAAGGUGAACUGUACUGCCUCCCCUGCCAUGAUAAGAUGGGUGUGCCAAUCUGUGGCGCGUGCAGGCGUCCUAUCGAAGGCCGUGUGGUUAAUGCCAUGGGCAAACAGUGGCACGUUGAGCAUUUUGUCUGUGCUAAAUGUGAGAAGCCCUUCCUGGGACACCGUCAUUAUGAGAGGAAAGGUCUGGCGUACUGCGAGACUCACUACAACCAGCUCUUUGGUGAUGUUUGCUACCAUUGCAACCGUGUGAUCGAAGGAGACGUGGUGUCGGCUCUGAAUAAAGCUUGGUGUGUGAAUUGUUUCUCCUGUUCCACGUGUAACACCAAGCUCACCCUUAAGAACAAGUUUGUGGAGUUUGACAUGAAGCCAGUGUGCAAGAAAUGUUACGAGAAGUUUCCUCUGGAGCUGAAGAAGAGACUCAAGAAGCUGGCGGAGACUUUGGGCCGCAAGUAGAGCUCCUCAACCACAGUGUGAUCAAGUAUUGCAUCGAAGGUGCUUAAAAGAAAGAACAGAGAUCAAACAAAAUCUGAACUUGUGUCUUACAUGCUUUUGUCUUAACUUUGUUGUACUACUAUAAAUGCCCCGUGUAACCUUCACAAUGAUGACUGAAUGAAGAGAAAAGAUGUACCCUGUUUUGCAGUGUGACACAAAGUAGCCCACAGAUUUUCUUUGGUCUCACACCCACAAGAGUUCAUUGUGUCUUCAAAAACCAAAAGCGAAUGAAUACUUAUAUAUAGUCUAAUCAUAUCUAUCCUGUAUAUGUACUUGCAUGUUUGUAGUCACAUCCUUUAGAGAGCUUGUGAACUCUCCGCACAUCAUUUCACAUCGGUCACGUUACAUUUCUUCAUCAACUUUGAUGUAUUAAUCGAAGAGUCCUAUUUGAUAUUUAAUGUAUGCUCAAGCCUGACAUUUUCUGUCCGAGAGGGGGUCAAAGUUCAUGCCUGAUGUAAUGAGCAUGUAGGAAUGCUGGGAUAACCUUAAAACCGAACUCUUCGCUCCACUGGAAAAAGUGCUCUGGCUUCAAUUAUUGUGCUUUAUGAAAACCGCCAUCUUUAUUUCCGCAGAGGUUUAUUAUCCGUGUUGACCAUAACAUUCUUUCUUUGUAGUUUUAGGACCUGUUUAACUUUCUGGAGGAAAACGGCUUUUAUAAUCUCCAGACAGAAAUGAACUUCGUUUCGUAUGAUACAUGUAACAAAUAACUAAACGUUUGUAAGGAUCGAUUUCAUUCUUGUCUUUUUUAAAUGUCCUACAGCAUGACUUUAAAUGGAUUGGUGUCAUUUCAAUUGUCACAUCAUAAUGUACUUUUUAAUAUUUUAUAUGUUUUAUUAUACAUUCAGCGACGUGCCACAGUAGUUUUAUUUGUUCACUCAUUUGUGUUACUGCCCUUUUGAAAACCUUUUAAGUUUAUAAUCACACUUUUCAAUUUAUUGAACGGUUAAUUUGGAGCAAAACUACUUUAUUAUUAUUUUAUUUUUUUUAUUUAAUGAAAUGUAUCGCCUCCUGUAUUCACUGAUAGAUGCAUUAAAGCUCAUAAUAUAAAUUGCUUUUUGGCAGAUUCUACAUAAAUAUCACUAAUCUUCUGUGUUAAAUAUCAAAGUAUAUAUUAAUAAAAUAUGCAC